AUGGACUUUGACUUUUCGUUCCUGGACACAUUCUCUCCCGUCGGAAAUACUGAGUUCAGCCUUGCCGGCAUGUCACAGGACUUUCCUGAGAUCGCUACCUCUGAAGGAAUGUUUGAACUGGCCUCGAAUCAACUUGCUGGUAGGGCCAUUCAAUCUUUACUCUCGGGGACCCUAGCAGAGUUGAACACACAUGCCGAUAAAACUACAACUCGAAUCAUGUCCGCAGGUAUCCCGCUCUUUCCAGCCUACAAUGUAAACUGA
This is a messenger RNA of Parastagonospora nodorum SN15, 261 nucleotides long. RefSeq lists its product as hypothetical. Bases 1 to 261 code for a protein of 86 amino acids. The record is from RefSeq and is a predicted model, not a curated record. Lineage: Eukaryota; Fungi; Ascomycota; Dothideomycetes; Pleosporales; Phaeosphaeriaceae. The transcript has 3 exons.